Molecule: messenger RNA, 913 nt
Organism: Orcinus orca (killer whale)
Lineage: Eukaryota; Metazoa; Chordata; Mammalia; Artiodactyla; Delphinidae
Gene: SPRYD7
Product: SPRY domain containing 7
Exons: 6
Coding region: 338-838 (166 amino acids)
Molecular function (GO): protein binding
Source: RefSeq, a predicted model, not a curated record
GCGGUAGGCGGUGGCGGCGGCGUCGGAGGUCCCUGAGAUAUGGCCGCCUCGGUGUUCUGCUGCCUGCGGUGCUGCAGAGAUGGCGGGACGGGCCACAUCCCUCUGAAGGAGAUGCCGGCCGUGCAGCUGGACACGCAGCACAUGGAGCUGCCCAGCAUCUUUCAGUAAUGUCAUCCCCCAUUACCAUCUGCGUGGAAACUUUUCUUAACCUGUCUUCCAGUAAAUUCAAAUUCUUCAAUCACAGAAGAAGCAUGAUUUUAGAAAGCAAAUAAUAUAAGAGGAGAGGCUCAUCAAGUUAGGAACAGGUUUCAAGCAUCAGUUGAUCUUAAGUUGAAAUAUGAGAAGCACACUGAGAACGGAUGUUGUCAUUGUAAAAAAUGGAAGAAGAAUAUGUGGAACAGGAGGUUGUUUAGCCAGUGCACCUUUACAUCAAAACAAAAGCUACUUUGAAUUCAAAAUCCAGUCCACAGGAAUCUGGGGUAUUGGUGUUGCAACUCAGAAAGUUAACUUGAAUCAGAUCCCUCUUGGCCGAGAUGUGCAUAGUCUGGUGAUGAGAAAUGAUGGAGCCCUAUAUCACAACAAUGAGGAGAAAAAUAGGCUGCCAGCAAACAGCCUUCCACAGGAGGGAGACGUGGUGGGUAUUACAUAUGACCAUGUAGAAUUAAAUGUAUAUUUGAAUGGAAAAAACAUGCAUUGUCCAGCAUCAGGUAUACGAGGGACAGUGUAUCCAGUUGUUUAUGUUGAUGACAGUGCAAUUUUGGAUUGCCAGUUCAGUGAAUUUUAUCAUACUCCUCCACCUGGUUUUGAAAAGAUAUUAUUUGAACAGCAGAUCUUCUGAAUGUAUUUGUUUUUGAAACUUGUAUUUCUGCACUGUUAAAAGUGUUUACCAUUUAAUAAAGCUUUACCUGACCUA